UGUUGUGACAGAAAAGGGCAGCAUUCGGCACUACAACUUAUACAGGUAUUUUCAAUUGCACGUCAGUUGUUGGCAUUCUGCCCAAAUCUCUUGUCGGUAAAUAGUAACCGGAGGGGAAAUUCUUGCGUGCCUUUUGUGGAACUACUACUACAACACCUAUAGGUUUUUCCCUUCCUUUUCAAACAAUUGUUCCUAAUUUCGACUCAUUGAUAUUUUCCUGUUUGGUUAACAUUUUUCAUUUAACAUUUUUCUUAAAAGGCAUUCAACUAUUUUGUGUCCGCUUUCUUCGUAUGCUCUCUUUUCGCGAGUCUUUUUUUGAAAUAGGGCACAGCAUUUGAGUCCCGGAUGGCAAUCGGAUACUCUAUCCUUGCCUUCGGCCAUGGCAUAUAAAGCCUCAAUUCCCGCUUUCUCGGGUUUUUCCCUUUCUUUUCGGAACCGCAAGUAUGAGGUUGCGUCACGAAAAGAUUGCCAAAGCCAAACAAACUUCCCGUACUGACACUAUUGCCAAAUAAUCUUUCCUCCAAAAUAUUCGCGAAUAUUUUAGAGAACUGAUUACAUACAAGAGUCUUAUUUUCAAAUUAUUGUCAAUAUCUAUUCUCUACAGUUUGGUGGAUUUUAUCAAACUAUUCACACUGCUGUUAAGAUGAGUCGACUAAUACCUGUGCCGAUGAUGACAACAUGAAAGAUUUUUAAACUAUAAUCGAAUGAGGUGUAUGUCUUAAAUGAUCCUGUUUAGCAAGGAAUGCGUAUAUUUGAAUUGAUCACAAGAAAUAUCGCCGAUAAAAAUAAAUGGCCUGCCUUCAACCUCCCCUUGUAAGUAUAUUGAAAACAGGUUCACAAGGUUUUUCCCCUUUUCCCAUAGAGCCAGAGCUGGAUGUGUACUACCUGAUAAAUAAGAAAAAAGGUUCGCACUGCCAGUCUCACAGAAGAUUCUUGAACUUCGUGGACAACACUCAAUAACCGUGCUGCUCUGCACAAUAGCCGGUUCUCCCAAGUUAUCCGCAGUUUAUUUUGUAAAACUUCCAGUAUUUAGAUUGAAGUUUGAAAACAACGGCACAAAAAUGGAGACAAGUGUUGUGGAGCAAUCCAGCUUAGACCCAAACCCGCUACAAACUGCUGCCAAACGAAUCGUGGUUUAUUCUAUGAUUGGUGGACUUUUAGGAAUUAUUUUUAAUUUUAUUUGGAUGUUGACGACUGCUCCAUCAACAAUUGAACAGAGUAUUUCGAUCGUUGGGAUAGUUACAGCGUUUGUCUUCAUCGGUGUCACCAUCCUUCUUUAUAUCGCUGCCUGUCAGGAUAACAAUCCGAUUCUGCUUUUACCAUGGCUCAUAUACCAGGCCCUUUUGUUACCUUUAUUAACAGCCUGCUGGUUAAUUCUGAUUGAGAUGGCAAUUGACCGCCAUGAUGUUAGAAUAUUUGACCUUAUAAUUAUUCUUUUAAGAAUACUGGUCAACGCCUACUGCACAUGGAUCAUUUUAAUCUACUAUCGUGCAUUGAAAGAAAAGAGGAAUUCCAAGAACAACGCACAGCUGGAGAGCCCCGACCCGUGAAAUGAUAAUCUUGUGGUAGAUAUUUGAAUUACCUUAUAAAACAAAAGACGCGCUCAAACAUUUAUUUAUUCGCCAAACACAUGGAGAAAUGGUUAUGUUUUAAUAAAAUAAAUAAACAUUUACAUUACUUCUUUUUA
Daphnia pulex (common water flea) is the source of this 1687-nucleotide messenger RNA. RefSeq lists its product as uncharacterized. NCBI's taxonomy places the organism in Eukaryota, Metazoa, Arthropoda, Branchiopoda, Diplostraca, Daphniidae. The record is from RefSeq and is a predicted model, not a curated record. The transcript is spliced from 4 exons. Bases 1062 to 1550 code for a protein of 162 amino acids.